Equus quagga is the source of this 9660-nucleotide messenger RNA. RefSeq names its product calcium voltage-gated channel subunit alpha1 D (gene CACNA1D). Bases 1 to 5937 code for a protein of 1978 amino acids. Gene Ontology annotation, cellular component: voltage-gated calcium channel complex; membrane. Gene Ontology annotation, biological process: calcium ion import across plasma membrane. Gene Ontology annotation, molecular function: high voltage-gated calcium channel activity. The record is from RefSeq and is a predicted model, not a curated record. NCBI's taxonomy places the organism in Eukaryota, Metazoa, Chordata, Mammalia, Perissodactyla, Equidae. The transcript has 45 exons.
AUGGAGAAGAGCAGUCACAAAGGCCAGAGGUUCCAAUUGUUUAGUGUAAUUUUGGAACAAUUAACCAAAGAAACAGAAGGCGGUAACCACUCCAGUGGCAAAUCAGGAGGCUUUGAUGUCAAAGCCCUCCGUGCCUUUCGAGUGUUACGACCACUUCGACUAGUAUCAGGAGUGCCCAGUUUACAAGUUGUCCUGAACUCCAUUAUAAAAGCCAUGGUCCCCCUCCUUCACAUCGCCCUUUUGGUAUUAUUCGUAAUCAUAAUCUAUGCUAUUAUAGGAUUGGAACUUUUUAUUGGAAAAAUGCACAAAACAUGUUUUUUUGCUGACUCAGAUGUCGUAGCUGAAGAGGACCCAGCGCCAUGUGCGUUCUCAGGGAAUGGACGCCAGUGUACCGCCAAUGGCACAGAGUGUAGAAGUGGCUGGGUUGGCCCAAAUGGAGGCAUCACCAACUUUGAUAACUUUGCCUUUGCGAUGCUCACCGUGUUUCAGUGCAUCACCAUGGAGGGCUGGACAGAUGUGCUCUACUGGGUAAAUGAUGCGAUAGGAUGGGAAUGGCCAUGGGUGUAUUUUGUUAGUCUGAUCAUCCUUGGCUCAUUUUUCGUCCUUAACCUGGUUCUUGGUGUCCUUAGUGGAGAAUUCUCAAAGGAAAGAGAGAAGGCUAAAGCACGGGGAGAUUUCCAGAAGCUCCGGGAGAAGCAGCAGCUAGAAGAGGAUCUGAAGGGUUACUUGGAUUGGAUUACCCAAGCGGAAGAUAUUGAUCCCGAGAAUGAGGAAGAAGGUGGAGAGGAGAGCAAACGCAAUACCAGCAUGCCCACCAGCGAGACCGAGUCUGUGAACACGGAGAACGUGAGUGGAGAAGGCGAGAGCCAAGGCUGCUGUGGAAGUCUCUGUCAAGCCAUCUCAAAGUCCAAGCUCAGCCGUCGCUGGCGUCGCUGGAACCGUUUCAAUCGCAGAAGGUGUAGGGCUGCCGUGAAGUCUGUCACGUUUUACUGGCUGGUUAUUGUCCUGGUGUUUCUCAACACCUUAACCAUUUCCUCCGAGCACUACAACCAGCCUGACUGGUUGACACAGAUUCAAGAUAUCGCUAACAAAGUCCUCUUGGCUCUGUUCACCUGUGAGAUGCUGGUAAAAAUGUACAGCUUGGGUCUUCAGGCAUAUUUCGUCUCUCUCUUUAAUCGAUUUGACUGCUUCGUGGUGUGUGGUGGAAUUACCGAAACGAUCUUGGUGGAGCUGGAAAUCAUGUCUCCCCUGGGCAUCUCUGUGUUUCGGUGUGUGCGCCUCUUACGAAUUUUCAAAGUGACCAGGCACUGGACUUCCCUGAGCAACUUGGUGGCAUCCUUGUUGAACUCCAUGAAGUCCAUCGCUUCACUGUUGCUCCUGCUGUUUCUCUUCAUCAUCAUCUUUUCCUUGCUUGGGAUGCAGCUGUUUGGCGGCAAGUUUAAUUUUGACGAAACACAAACCAAGCGAAGCACCUUUGACAAUUUCCCCCAAGCACUUCUCACAGUGUUCCAGAUUCUGACGGGUGAAGACUGGAAUGCUGUAAUGUACGAUGGCAUCAUGGCAUAUGGGGGCCCGUCAUCUUCGGGAAUGAUCGUCUGCAUCUACUUCAUCAUCCUCUUCAUUUGCGGUAACUAUAUUCUACUGAAUGUCUUCUUGGCCAUCGCUGUAGACAAUUUGGCUGAUGCUGAAAGUUUGAAUACUGCUCAGAAAGAGGAAGCCGAAGAAAAGGAGAGGAAAAAGAUUGCCAGAAAAGAGAGCCUGGAAAAUAAAAAGACCAACAAACCGGAAGUCAACCAGAUAGCCAACAGUGACAACAAAGUUACAAUCGAUGACUACCGAGAAGAAGAUGAGGACAAGGACCCCUACCCGCCUUGUGAUGUGCCAGUAGGUGAAGAGGAAGAGGAGGAGGAGGAGGAUGAACCUGAGGUUCCUGCUGGCCCCCGUCCUCGCAGAAUCUCGGAGUUGAACAUGAAGGAGAAAAUCGCCCCCAUUCCUGAAGGGAGCGCUUUCUUCAUUCUUAGCAAGACCAACCCGAUCCGCGUGGGCUGUCACAAGCUCAUCAACCACCACAUCUUCACCAACCUCAUCCUUGUCUUCAUCAUGCUGAGCAGUGCUGCCCUCGCCGCCGAGGACCCCAUCCGCAGCCACUCUUUCCGGAACACUAUACUGGGUUACUUUGACUAUGCUUUCACAGCCAUCUUUACUGUUGAAAUCCUGUUAAAGAUGACGACCUUUGGAGCUUUCCUCCACAAAGGGGCUUUCUGCAGGAACUACUUCAAUUUGCUGGAUAUGCUGGUUGUUGGGGUGUCUCUGGUGUCAUUUGGGAUCCAAUCCAGUGCCAUCUCCGUUGUGAAGAUUCUGAGGGUCCUAAGGGUCCUAAGGCCACUCAGGGCAAUCAACAGAGCGAAAGGACUUAAGCAUGUCGUCCAGUGCGUCUUCGUGGCCAUCCGGACAAUUGGCAACAUCAUGAUCGUCACCACCCUUCUCCAGUUCAUGUUUGCCUGCAUCGGGGUCCAGUUGUUUAAGGGAAAGUUUUAUCGCUGCACAGAUGAAGCCAAAAGUAACCCAGAAGAAUGCAGGGGCCUCUUCAUCCUCUACAAGGAUGGGGAUGUCGAUAACCCUGUGGUCCGUGAGAGGAUCUGGCAAAAUAGUGAUUUCAACUUUGACAACGUCCUUUCUGCUAUGAUGGCGCUUUUCACGGUCUCCACGUUUGAGGGCUGGCCUGCAUUGCUGUAUAAAGCCAUCGACUCGAAUGGAGAGAAUGUCGGCCCGAUCUACAACUACCGCGUGGAGAUCUCCAUCUUCUUCAUCAUCUACAUCAUCAUCGUAGCCUUCUUCAUGAUGAACAUCUUUGUGGGCUUCGUCAUCGUCACGUUUCAGGAGCAGGGAGAGAAAGAGUAUAAGAACUGUGAGCUGGACAAAAAUCAGCGUCAGUGUGUCGAAUACGCCUUGAAAGCACGUCCCUUGCGGAGAUACAUCCCCAAAAACCCUUACCAGUACAAGUUCUGGUACGUGGUGAACUCCUCGCCUUUCGAAUACAUGAUGUUUGUCCUCAUCAUGCUCAACACACUCUGCUUGGCCAUGCAGCACUAUGAGCAGUCCAAGAUGUUUAAUGAUGCCAUGGACAUUCUGAACAUGGUCUUCACUGGGGUGUUCACUGUCGAGAUGGUUCUGAAAGUCAUUGCAUUUAAACCUAAGGGGUAUUUUAGUGAUGCCUGGAACACGUUUGACUCCCUCAUCGUAAUCGGCAGCAUUAUAGACGUGGCCCUCAGCGAAGCCGACCACUAUUUCACUGAUGCAUGGAACACUUUUGAUGCCUUGAUUGUUGUUGGUAGCGUCGUUGAUAUUGCUAUAACUGAAGUGAAUAACUCUGAAGAGAGCAAUAGAAUCUCCAUCACCUUUUUCCGUCUUUUCCGAGUGAUGCGAUUGGUGAAGCUUCUCAGCAGGGGGGAAGGCAUCCGGACAUUGCUGUGGACUUUUAUUAAGUCCUUCCAGGCACUCCCCUAUGUGGCCCUUCUCAUAGCCAUGUUGUUCUUCAUCUAUGCAGUUAUUGGCAUGCAGAUGUUUGGGAAAGUUGCCAUGAGAGAUAACAACCAGAUCAACAGGAACAACAAUUUCCAGACCUUUCCCCAGGCGGUGCUGCUGCUCUUCAGGUGUGCAACGGGUGAGGCCUGGCAGGAGAUCAUGCUGGCCUGCCUCCCGGGGAAGCUCUGCGACCCCGAGUCGGAUUACAACCCCGGGGAGGAGUACACGUGUGGCAGCAACUUCGCCAUUGUUUAUUUCAUCAGUUUUUACAUGCUCUGCGCUUUUCUGAUCAUCAAUCUGUUUGUAGCAGUCAUCAUGGAUAAUUUUGAUUAUCUGACCCGGGACUGGUCUAUUCUGGGGCCUCACCAUUUAGACGAAUUCAAAAGAAUAUGGUCAGAAUAUGACCCUGAGGCAAAGGGAAGGAUCAAGCACCUCGAUGUGGUGACACUGCUGCGCCGCAUCCAGCCUCCCCUGGGGUUUGGGAAAUUGUGCCCACACAGAGUAGCUUGUAAGAGACUUGUUGCCAUGAACAUGCCUCUGAACAGUGACGGGACAGUCAUGUUUAAUGCAACGCUCUUUGCUCUGGUUCGAACAGCUCUUAAAAUCAAGACCGAAGGGAACCUGGAACAAGCUAAUGAGGAACUCCGAGCUGUAAUAAAGAAAAUCUGGAAGAAAACCAGCAUGAAACUACUUGACCAAGUUGUCCCUCCAGCUGGUGAUGAUGAGGUAACCGUGGGGAAGUUCUAUGCCACUUUCCUGAUACAGGACUACUUUAGGAAAUUCAAGAAACGGAAAGAACAAGGACUGGUGGGAAAGUACCCUGCGAAGAACACCACAAUUGCCCUACAGGCGGGAUUAAGGACACUGCAUGACAUUGGGCCUGAAAUCCGGCGUGCUAUAUCAUGCGAUUUGCAAGACGAUGAGCCUGAAGAAACAAAACGAGAAGAAGAAGAAGAUGUAUUCAAAAGAAAUGGUGCCCUGCUUGGAAACCAUGUCAAUCAUGUUAAUAGUGAUAGGAGAGAUUCCCUUCAGCAGACCAAUACCACCCACCGUCCCCUGCAUGUCCAAAGGCCUUCAAUUCCACCUGCAAGUGAUACUGAGAAACCGCUGUUUCCUCCAGCAGGAAAUUCGGUGUGUCAUAACCAUCAUAACCAUAAUUCCAUAGGAAAGCAAGUUCCCAGCUCAACAAAUGCCAAUCUCAAUAAUGCCAAUAUGUCCAAAGCUGCCCCUGGAAAGCGGCCCAGCAUUGGGAACCUUGAGCAUGUGUCUGAAAACGGGCAUCAUUCCUCCCACAAGCAUGACCGUGAGCCUCAAAGAAGGUCCAGUAUUAAAAGAACCCGCUAUUAUGAAACGUACAUUAGGUCUGACUCAGGAGAUGAGCAGUUCCCAACUAUCUGCCGGGAAGACCCAGAGAUACAUGGCUACUUCAGGGACGCCCGCUGCUGGGGGGAACAGGAGUAUUUCAGUGGCGAGGAGUGCUAUGAGGAUGACAGCUCACCAACCUGGAGCAGGCAAAACUAUAGCUACUACAACCGAUAUCCAGGCAGCAACUUGGACUUCGAGCGGCCUCGAGGCUACCAUCACCCCCAAAGCUUCUUGGAGGACGAUGACUCACCUGUUUGCUAUGAUUCCCGGAGAUCUCCAAGGAGACGCCUGCUACCUCCCACCCCAACAUCCCACCGGAGGUCCUCCUUCAACUUUGAGUGCCUGCGCCGGCAGAGCAGCCAGGAGGAGGUGUCGCCAUCCCCCGCCUUCCCCCACCGCACGGCCCUGCCUCUGCACCUGAUGCAGCAACAGAUCAUGGCAGUUGCAGGCCUAGAUUCAAGUAAGGCCCAGAAGUACUCGCCAAGCCACUCAACCCGGUCAUGGGCCACCCCUCCAGCGACCCCUCCAUACCGGGACUGGACGCCAUGCUACACUCCCCUGAUCCAGGUUGAGCGGCCGGAAGCCCUGGACCAGGUCAACGGUAGCCUGCCGUCCCUGCACCGCAGCUCGUGGUACACGGAUGAGCCUGGCAUCUCCUAUCGGACUUUCACACCAGCCAGCCUGACUGUCCCCAGCAGCUUCCGCAACAAAAACAGCGACAAGCAGAGGAGUGCAGACAGCUUGGUGGAGGCAGUCCUGAUAUCUGAAGGCUUAGGACGGUAUGCAAGGGACCCAAAGUUCGUGUCGGCGACAAAACACGAGAUCGCCGAUGCCUGUGACCUAACCAUCGAUGAGAUGGAGAGUGCAGCCAGCAACCUGCUUAAUGGGAACAUGCAUCCCCGGGCCAACGGGGACGUUGGCCCCGGCUCGCACCGGCAGGACUUUGAACUCCAGGACUUUGGGCCAGGCUACAGCGACGAAGAGCCAGACCCCGGGAGAGAUGAGGAGGACCUGGCAGAUGAAAUGAUAUGCAUCACUACCCUGUAGCCCCCAGGGAGGGGCAGACUGGCUCUGGCCUCAGGUGGGGCGCCGGAGGGCCAGGGAAAAAGUGCCUCGUAGUUAGGAAAGUUUAGGCACUAGUGUGGAGUCCAUAUUCAAUUAGACUUUUGUACAAGUGAUGUCAUGCCUCAAGGAAGCCAUAAACCUGGUAGGGAACAGCCGUGCACAUGUGCUCAGCCCCAGCUGCGGGAAACAGCAGGUCCAGCCCUCUCGGAGAGGACCAGUGAGGAGGUCGGACAAGCCCCGCCCGCUGGUGCAGAGCGCACCCCAGGGCGCUCACCCACACCCACCUGCCCGCAGGCACGGUGGGGAAGGUUAAAGGUGAGGACGAUCACCAGACCUGUGUCAUUACCUCAGCCAUCGGUCUAGCAUAUCAGACAUUCAAUGGGCCCAGCAUAUCCAUUUUUACACCCUUUCCCCCCAAAUAUACUGCUUCCUGGUUCCUGUUUAGCUGUUCUGAAAUACAGUGUGAGAGUCAGGAGGUACCUACCAGCCGUCAUCCUGAAAGGGAGCAGGAGCUUUCUGUUAUGUGGCGCCAGUUUACACGAGAGCAUCACUCCCACGGUCAGCCUCUGACCGUCAGGCUAAGGGCAACUGUAAACUGGAAUAAUAAUGCACUCGCAACCAGGUAAACCUAGAUACGCUAGUUUGUUUAAAAAUUAUAGAUUUACUGUACAUGACUUGUAAUAUACUAUAAUUUGUAUUUGUAAAGAGAUGGUCUAUAUUUUGUAAUUAUUGUACCGUAUUUGAACUGCAGCAAUAUCCAUGGGUCCUAACAAUUGUAGUUCCCCACUGAAAUCUAGAAAUUAUUAGUAUUUUUACUCGGGCUAUCCAGAAGUAGAAGAAAUAGAGCCAAUUCUCAUUUAUUCAGUGAAAAUCUUUUGGGGGUACAAUUUUAAGUUCUAAAGAACUUGACACUACAGAGAUUUUUCUAAAAUAUUUUGAGUCGCUAUAAACCUAUCUUUACACAAGGUAUACCAGAUGACCAUUUGCAGUCUUGUCUUUGGGCGAGAGUUCUACGAUUUGAUAUCGUACCUUUUGAUCCACCAUGGGUUACAACCGUCUUUUGUUUUCCUCUGCUAACCCUCUGAUAAGUUCAUAACAGAGUGGGUCAAGCUGGUUGCUCUGACCCUGUGGCAUUCAAAGUUGUGGUUUUCUUAGCUGCCCCCACAGUACAUUUUUGCAUUUCUGGUGCAGAAAUCAUUGCACAGAUGAACGAAGUCCCUGUGUUCUUGUCCCCCGGGGACUGGUGACGCUGCUUAAGAAAUAAGGAAUGCUGGGGAAGGGGGGACAGAGGAAGCAACGUGAAGAUCUGCAGGAUUAGAAUGUCGGGGUCUGGACAAAUCAAAUUGCUGCCUUUUUACAAAACAUUGCUGUACUGUGUGUUCUGAGGGCUUUUAUAUGCAAUUGAACGAGGGCUGAAGUUUUCGUUAGAAUGCACUCACACGCGAUUGUACUUCCCGAUGGAAACCCACUUUGGGAUCAUUAGACUCGUCGAGGCUUCCUUUUCUGUUCACAGAAUUAUGCCGACUUUAUCAAGGUACCUUGGCAGGGAUUCCCUGCAGUCAAAAAGACAGGUAGCAAUUUGGGGUUCAAAAUUUUUAAAUAUUACAUAGACAACCUGUUAAUGUUUGUUUUGGGGCUUUGGUUUUUUUUGUAAAUAAUAACACUUUGUUAUCAAGACCUUACCAACCUCUUCUUAAGACAUUCUUACUCCAGAUCCAGGCAAAAACACUUCAAGGUUUGUAAAUGACUCUUUCCUGACAUAAAUUCUUUUUUAUUAAAAUGCAAAAUGUUCUUCAGAAUAAAGCUGUGUAAUAAUUUUAUUGUAUUUGGGAGCUCUCCUUGCAAAGAGCUGGUGUUUGCCAGUGAGAGCUUCAGAGGGGCGGGCACUGUGAGGGCAGUUCUGUAAUUUCUGUGAUUCUCUAGAUUUGUUCUUACCCGCCUGGCUCCUUCAGUGCCCGUGGUAACUUAAUGCCAGCUGCAGAGAGCACUCUUUCUCCUAAAGGGCUAACCCACUCUCACCUCAUCUCAGACUGUGUGUCUCCAUUGGGUGUGGGUCUUACUGCGUGGCUUCACACCGUCAGUCCAAGGUCACCCGACCAGGACUGAAGUUUCUGGUAUGGGCCAUGAUCUUUGCCAGUCAGUGCCUAAAAGCUGGCAUUUUUACAGGCUGCACUACUCUGCAUAUCUGUCUGCUUUAAGCCUGGUUCAACCUCUCAUCUAACAUUAAAUUUUUCUUUGUAAGAAAAAUUUGCAGUUGUAGAGCAUGGUUUUUUUCUUUGUUUUAGGGAAGUUUUAAGAUUAAAUGUCUUUCCUUUUUGGUUCCCAUCCCACCUCCCUAAAAAAAGUCAUUUUGUUGUGUCCCCAGGAACAGAGCGUAUAGUGUCAUUAAUCUUGUGUUUCUCAUCAUAUCACAAAAUGGAAAUGGGAGCUCUGAUUUAACUAUCAGUGAGCAAGAACCUCAUUAAUAACCAUCUCUGUGAUUGAUUUCCAUCCAGACAGCUCGGCCAGGCAGCGCUUCCCAGCUCUAUUCCAAGAUGUUUCAGAAUCGGCCCCAGGCCAGGAAGGGUGGGUUGUGAAGACCCUGGAAGCUUCUCAGUGCACAGUGUGGGCUUUACAUGCUUGACAAAUCUUCUUUACUGCUGACCCCGCACUUGUGAAAGAAACCAGGGCAGUUUAGUUUAUUGCAUGUUGUUUGUUUUUUAUGGUCUAAAGUAACAAGGAUCUUGUUGUGGUGGGUGUUGGAUUUGUUCUACGAGUUGGUUACCGAGAGAGCGAGCUAUUGUCGCACAGAGAGCCCCAGCUCCUUUUUUAGCCUUCUGGACUCAAAAACAAGCUUCAGCUACGCUUUCCUUUGUUGAAAAUGUUUUUAUUUCUCUAAAAUGAUGUUCCUUCUCUACUGGGGACUUGGGAGAGCAGGCGAGAAUGAGGAGCAGGCCUGGGGCCCUUGCUUCCAACAUGGGAACAACGGUGAGAGAAUGGUCCUGAGGACGCCCUGUGGGGACGGCGGAGGAGAGGAGAUGGGAGACUGCCUGGGCCUCAAGACAGGGCCAGGGGAGAGGGUGCCUUUUCCUGAAUCUUAAUAGAGAUCCAACAUUAGGUUGGUCAGCGGAAAUAGGAAACGACCUUUGGGCGGAGGAGUGUGGUUUGUCUGGAGAGGAGAAUCUGUUUGAACUUAUGGAAACGGUAAUUCCUGAAGCCUGCACUGGAAGCAGAAAGGCAGUCUGUAAAGGCGCUGGGGCUCCUGCUCCUGGGACCCGGCGCUUCCCGGUCACGCUCAGGCAGGCUGCUCCCAUACCUGCAUGUUUGCCCCUUAUCCUACCAGGGAGAACCUGGCGCAGCAGCUUAACCGCAGGCUUCUUCAAAGGGGUCGGUGCUCCUCAGAGCCCGUUCAUUAGGCACAUACACGGCGUUCUGUUAGGCUUUUUUGACCAUUUUUUUGAAAAAUAUGUUCUUCUGUUUUUUAGGUAUUGCAGGCUUUUUGCUAAGGGGCUUAAAUGACAGUCUGCCUGAUUCUUUGAGAGGCCGAGUGCUGGCCUGGUCUCUGUGUUUCUCACGGGCCGCAUAACCAUGGCUCAUGCUCCCUAACUUGAGUCGGCACUUGGCUCCCCUCUCUGGCCCUCCUUCUGAGCUCAGGGGUCCCUCAUGACAGUGGAACUUUCAGACAGCCCCUUGUUACGGCAUGGGCCACCACUCCACUCUGACGGG